UAGUGUAGACAGGACCUGACGUCGGGGAGUCCUGCUCAGCUGUGAGCGUGGUGACGCACAGGUCUUCCUGGGCCCACGUGUGUACAGUGUGUGCUAUGGCCGGAGACGGGUGUUUUGGUUAGCGUUGUAAAUUCUGCCAGGUUUAAGCAUUGCAGUUAUUUUGCUGAAGUACAGAUAUGGGGAAAUUAAACGUGGUUGUGCUGAGGUACCUCUCGAGGGAAGAUUUCCGUGUCCUCACUGCUGUUGAGAUGGGAAUGAAGAAUCAUGAAAUCGUACCUACUAGUCUGAUCGCCUCAAUUGCAAGUCUCAAACAUGGAGGAUGUAAUAAAAUCUUGAGAGAGCUGGUCAAACAUAGACUGCUGGUCUAUGAGCGCUCAAAAAUGGUGCAGGGCUACCGUUUGAGUUAUGGUGGGUAUGAUUAUUUAGCCCUGAAAACUAUGUCGUCCCGAGACACACUCGACUCAGUUGGGAACCAGAUGGGAGUGGGCAAAGAAUCAGAUAUCUACAUUGUAGCAAAUGCAAAACAGGAGCAGUUUGCAUUGAAGCUUCAAAGACUGGGGAGAACCUCGUUUCGGAACCUGAAGAACAAGCGCGAUUACCACCAGCACCGGCGCAAGAUGUCUUGGCUCUACCUUUCCCGUCUGGCAGCCAUGAAGGAAUUUGCAUACAUGAAGGCUUUGUAUGAGCGAGGGUUUCCAGUGCCUAAACCAGUGGAUUACAACAGACAUGCUGUUGUGAUGGAGCUGAUCAAUGGAUACCCGCUUUGCCAGGUACACCAUGUGGAAGAUCCAGGUGCUUUAUACAGUGAAUUGAUGGACCUGAUUGUGAAACUGGCGAAUCACGGCUUGAUUCAUGGGGAUUUCAACGAGUUUAACGUGAUGAUGGAUGAUGAAGACCACGCCACGAUCAUUGAUUUUCCGCAAAUGGUGUCCACUUCCCAUCUGAAUGCUGAAUGGUAUUUCGACAGAGAUGUCAAAUGCAUUCGAGACUUCUUCCUGAGGCGAUUUGGUUAUGAAAGUGAGCUGUAUCCCACCUUUAAAGACAUCCGGAAGGAGGAGUCCCUGGAUGUGCAGAUUUCUGCCAGCGGCUACACCAAAGAGAUGCAGCUCGACGAUGAGCUCCUGCACCCAGCGGGCCCUGAGGGAGAGCACGAAGGUGUGGAGGAGUCCGACGAGGAGGAGGAUAGUGAAGCUGGAUCAUGCCAGUCAGGGAGUGAGACUGGCAUUACCGAAGACCUCAGCCCCUUACAAGGCCAGGUGGACCUGACGGAGUUCAAACAGGCCUUACUGGAGCUGGAAGGACCAACAGCAGAGGGGAGUGAUCAGCCCCGUACAGAACGGGGGCCUGGGAGUGCCACAGUGACAGAGGAGAGUGAUGGGCGGGAGCUUGAAGAUGAGUGUCCUGAUUUAGUGGACCUUUCUGCAGCCAACAAAGAAUUCAGGGCUUUCAGAGACGAGGAGAGCAUGCUGCAUAUCAACGGACACAGACGGAGAACCAGCAGCAUGACGUCAGUUGGCAGCAUGGCAAGCUGUUCCACGAUUCCGCCGGAAUUGGUGAAACAGAAGGUGAAAAGGCAGCUGACGAAGCAACAGAAGUCAGCACAAAGAAGGCGCUUGCAGAAGGGCGAGGCCAGUCUGGUCACCAAAGAGAGGCGGGACAACCUCCAGGAUAUUAAAUCUAGUGUGGAAGCAGCUUCGUUCUGGGGCUGAAGAGCACCGUGCCCACCAUGGCAUUGGAACAGCGGGAGUGUCUGUACAGGAUUGCAUUGUGGAGCUGUUUCUAUACCAGGAACUGCUUGCAGUACUGUUCAACCAUAUUGUACAUUAUCUAAUGAAUAAACUUUCAUAAUGAUCUCAGUAA
Acipenser ruthenus (sterlet) is the source of this 1860-nucleotide messenger RNA. Its product is annotated as serine/threonine-protein kinase RIO2-like. The coding region runs from base 177 to 1709 and encodes 510 amino acids. The transcript is spliced from 10 exons. Gene Ontology annotation, biological process: maturation of SSU-rRNA; protein phosphorylation. Gene Ontology annotation, cellular component: preribosome, small subunit precursor; nucleus; cytosol. The record is from RefSeq and is a predicted model, not a curated record. Gene Ontology annotation, molecular function: protein serine/threonine kinase activity; ATP binding. NCBI's taxonomy places the organism in Eukaryota, Metazoa, Chordata, Actinopteri, Acipenseriformes, Acipenseridae.